UUUCAUCAACGUUAUGAUCAUUAUGAUCAUUAUCUGUCACAUGCUUUAAUAUGGAACAUGGCUCCAAUAACCAGGAAGCAAUUUCAGUUCAUUGCUUGGAUCCUCUUGCCGAAGAUGUAGUUUCCAUGCGCUCUAAGUCUGCGGAACCCUUGGGUAGGGCAAAAUCACCAAGCAGUAGCAAAUCUCACCGGACCAAGCGAUACUCUGCUGCUGAAAGGCCGAAAUUUCAUUUUCAUGAUAGACAAAAUUCUGAGGACAAAAAGGAUCGCCGGAGAAGGCACUCUAGCUCUUCUAGAAAGAAGGAAAUAACGACAGAUGCGCCCGUUCACAAAGGAUUCAAAACUCCAGAUCCCAUCAAAGAAAAUGAAGCUGAAUGCAAGCAAGAUAGCCAUAAAUCAUCUCAAUCAGAAGAGCUACUGGAAAAUGAAAAAGAUAAAAUGAACAAUCUGACACCAGAGAAGGAUCGCAGGAGAAGGCACUCUAGCUCAUCAAGAAAGAAGGAAUCAACCAUAGAUUCGCCGUUCCAUAAAGAACCCAAAACUCCAGAUCCCAUUAUAGAAAAUGAAGCUGAGAGAAAGCAGGAUCUUAAUUCUGAAGAGUCAGUGAAUGAAAAGCAACAUGAGCAAGAGGUUACAAAUGUGAAGCUUGAAAAACCUCUCACUUUAUCUGCUGUCCACGAAGACUCUCCCCCUAGAACUACAGAAAUCAAACCCGAGAUAAUCAAAUUUAAAAAGGUUUCAAAGUUUGUCGAGGUAUCUCCAAAUGUUCGAAAAAACGACCACAAAAACGAAAUUGUCAGAUCCUCAAAACCUGCCAAGUUUGUUGUACUCCAGCACAAACAGAACGAGCCUGACAGCAAGAAAGAACCAUCCAAGAAAGACUCUAAGAAGAAAGAAAAGAAAGCAAGCAAGUCAAAGAAAGUUAAAAAGAGGAGAAAGAGAAAAAGUUCGUCAUCGUCCUUAUCUUCUUAUUCUUAUUCAGAUUCAGAAUCGUCGAUACUUCCAUCAAUGAAGAAAUCUGUAUCAAAGCUAGCGCUUUGUGAAGUCCCAGAAUCAAGCAACCGACCUCCUCAUGGUCCCCCUCCACCACCCCGACCACCUAGAUCUGAUCAAACCAUGGAUAGUCAUGUCUACGAAAAUUAUCCGAUUCACAAAAAUGGGUCCAAUGCUCCUGCCACAUUGACAGCAGAAAUUAUCGAAACUCCAAUCAUCAUACCAUCACCUUUAAAACGGAAAAACUCAGAUUUACGAGUUCCCCCUUCUCCGUCUCAUUCCCCUUUGCUCAGGAGAAAGGAGUCAGUUGAGCUCCAGAAGAAAAGUCCAGAGAAAGAGUCCAUGAACCCACAGUUUAAAUUGUCACCAACAAAGCAAAAAAAAAGUAAAAAUGAUGCGAAGCUAGAUCGACGGGUGUCUGUGGCUGCUAGUAUAUUUGGAGAUGUUGUCAAAAGACGCCCUCCAACCCACCGUCAUGUCGACAAUCGUCCUAAAAACCCUCUUGAAGAAAUUAAAACAAAAAACUUCAGCCUCAAGAGGACUUUUGAAGGGGGAGCUAUAAAUUUAGAGAAACCUGUACCAGGUUUAGGACGUGUUCUUGGAGAAGUGACAGUUAUUAAGCCUCCUCGUCCGCUAAACCGUCGUCAAUCAGCCCCACCAGGUUACCUAAGUAUUAGACCUGAACCACCUGAAGAAGCUAACAUUUUGGGUCAGAUUAGUGGUGGAAUUAAACUCAGGUCUGUUCCGAAACCCGUGGAAUCUAGGAUAGGACUGGGAAGAGUUAUCGAAGAUUCAACUCCUGAUGAUAAUAACGACCUGCCCUCGAUUCCAAGUGGCAAACAGAAUAACUACUCUCGACUUCUCUCAGAUAUCAAGGAGAUAGGUGAUCAGAUCGAGGAGGUAUUUGAUGAUGUUGUGGAUAAAGUUGUGAGUAAGGCCCAGACACCACCACCUCCUCCACGUCCUCCACCUACCAGCAACAAAAAACCUGGCAUCUCUAAAGAUACCGAUCAUCUUGGUGUCCCUAAAGCUCUUCACGCCGAAAAGAAUCUCAAAACCUUCGGUAUAAGUCCCGCUCUACGCCCCAAACUGACUUUAUCCGCUGUUUCUACCCUAGAUAUUCCACCUGCCACUCCAUCACCAGACGAAAAGGAGCCAGACUCUGUGUUUCCAGGUUACCAAUCAAGUCUCAGAUCUAAAGAAACUGUAUCGUAUGCCACUAAAACUGCUGCUAUUCUCACCCCCUCGCCUAUACAGAGUCCAUCUCAAUUUGUUGACGACAUACCUGAAAACAUAUCCGAUAAUCUGCAAUCUUACGAAGAAGCUGCUUGCAAUGUCCUACACUUCCUGGUGCCAUUGUAUGGAGCGUUCUAUAAUGGACUUGUAGACUACAUUCCUUACAACAUUCCUUAUAACUAA
This is a messenger RNA of Bolinopsis microptera, 2411 nucleotides long. Its product is annotated as serine/arginine repetitive matrix protein 1-like. The coding region runs from base 51 to 2411 and encodes 786 amino acids. The record is from RefSeq and is a predicted model, not a curated record. Lineage: Eukaryota; Metazoa; Ctenophora; Tentaculata; Lobata; Bolinopsidae. The transcript is spliced from 3 exons.